Messenger RNA from Synchiropus splendidus (mandarinfish), 1380 nucleotides. Its product is annotated as diablo IAP-binding mitochondrial protein-like. Lineage: Eukaryota; Metazoa; Chordata; Actinopteri; Syngnathiformes; Callionymidae. The coding region runs from base 18 to 725 and encodes 235 amino acids. Gene Ontology annotation, biological process: intrinsic apoptotic signaling pathway in response to oxidative stress; neuron apoptotic process. The transcript is spliced from 6 exons. Gene Ontology annotation, cellular component: mitochondrion. The record is from RefSeq and is a predicted model, not a curated record.
AUCAGUGGUGCAUCAACAUGGCGGCGCUUCGGAGGGGAGCGGCCUGCCUUAGUUUCCUGAUAAGUUCUGGGCGUGUUCUCUACUGCAGAAGUAGAAGAGAAGCAGUAACAAAGAUCGGAAGAUGGUCACACAUUGUGGGGACAGGUGUUGCGGGUGGAACUUUGUGUGCAGUUCCAUUCAAACUAGAUGAAAACCUGACACACGAGUUUUUGAUCAGACAAGCAGCUUCAGUGGUGUCAGACAGUUCCAGCACUUUUCUCUCCCGCACGACAUUUGCACUCAUCCACGCUUUUAGCGAGUAUUCAAAGGCCGUGCACACACUCAUUGCUCUGCAAAAACGUUAUUUGGAAUCCCUGGGAAAAUUAAGUCAGUCGCAGGAAGACUCCAUCUGGCAGCUGAUCAUUGGACAGCGAGCCGAGGUGAAGGACAAACAAGAGAGGUGUCAGCACUACGAGUCGACCUGGGCCCACGCCAUUAAGACUUGUGAGAUGGCAGCAGAGGCGGCUUUCAUUUCAGGAGCCGAGCAGUCGUCUGUCACCAUGCAGACCAACAUCGAGCUGGCCAAGUUCCAGGUGGAGGAAGUUCGGAAACUGUCGCAAGACGCAGACAAAAAGCUGGCCGAAGCUAAAGCGAUGGAGGUGGAACGUUUGGCUAGCUACGCCGCCUCGCUUGAAAACACCAGCGAUGAGGAAGAGAUACCAGACGCUUAUCUCAGAGAGGACUGAUGGGAGGGACACAAGUAUAGAAUGCACUGGAAUCAAUUUAAUUGUGCUGUGAUCAGCCUUAUUGGCAGUUUCAGUUCAUGACUCUUCAGUUUGGAGGGUGGGGGGACGGUGAGUGGUCUCUGUUGUGAACAGGUUUCUGUCUUAAGCUUUUUAAAUUUUUAAUAAAAACGAAACACUUGUUCAGAAUUACAUUCACACGAAACAUUUUUUUUUCAUUUUAGUAAAAUGUGUAUUUAUGCUGACCCAGCGGUUUUCAAAGACUGACUUGAUUUUCAUAGAUGUUAGGCUGCAUCACAGCAGAUGAGCAGGAUGUCUGGAGAAGAAAGUGAAGGAGAGUGUGCCAUCUGAAUCAGUGUCUUAUCCAGGGACACAGAAGUCAGGGACCGGCAACCUCUCAAUCAUGGGCCGACCAUUCACACCAGUUGUGUGUGACACUCUCCAAGAGUCAUCUCAAGGAUAGAGAAGUCACGACUUAAAAAGAGAUUACAUUAGUUGUCCAUUGUAUUUACAGCAAAAAUCAAGAACAAAAAAAAUUGACAUUGGAUAUCAGAUGGAGGAAUGAAAUAAAAUAUUGAAUGACCAAAUAGUAAUAGUGUACCUGUUUAUGUUCCUGUUGGAUUUUUUUUGCAUUAAAAUCAUAUUUAGCAGUCACAAU